This is a messenger RNA of Trichoderma asperellum CBS 433.97, 1713 nucleotides long. RefSeq names its product proteinase B (gene PRB1). The record is from RefSeq and is a predicted model, not a curated record. Gene Ontology annotation, molecular function: serine-type endopeptidase activity. Gene Ontology annotation, biological process: proteolysis. NCBI's taxonomy places the organism in Eukaryota, Fungi, Ascomycota, Sordariomycetes, Hypocreales, Hypocreaceae.
AGCAAUCAAAUACUUGUUUCUUCUCUGCCACUAUAUAAAGCACAUCAUAGCAAUGGCCAGCAUCCGUCGUCUUGCUCUCUAUCUCGGAGCCUUGCUCCCGGCUGUCCUCGCCGCUCCCGCAGCUCUUCAUAAGAAGCCGGAGGCUGUACCUAACAAGUUUAUUGUCACUCUGAAAGAGGGCGCUUCCAUUGAUACAGACUCUCAUCUCGCCUGGGUAAAUGACCUCCACCGUCGAUCUUUGACCAAGCGUAGCACUGCUGGUGUUGAAAAGACUUAUAACAUUCAUACUUGGAGUGCUUAUGCGGGCGAGUUUGAUGACGAGACAAUUGAGCAGAUCAAGUCUAGUCCCGAUGUUGCGUCUGUGGAGCCAGACUACAUCAUGUACCUGUCGGACAUUGUUGAAGACAAGCGUGCUUUGACUACACAAUCCGGUGCUCCUUGGGGUCUCGGCACUGUUUCCCAUCGCACAUCUGGGUCCACAAGCUACAUUUAUGAUAGCUCAGCUGGCGCUGGAACUUUUGCCUACGUAGUUGACUCCGGUAUCAACACCUCCCAUCAGCAAUUCGGCGGGCGUGCCAGCCUUGGCUAUAAUGCUGCAGGGGGGCAGCAUGUUGAUACUCUUGGUCAUGGUACUCAUGUUUCCGGAACAAUUGCUGGAUCUACAUAUGGCGUUGCUAAGCAGGCUAGCCUAAUCUCCGUUAAGGUCUUCUCUGGAGAUAGCUCCACCACCUCUAUUAUCCUCGACGGCUAUAACUGGGCCGUGAACGACAUUGUCUCGCGGAACCGUGCUAGCAAAUCUGCUAUUAAUAUGUCGCUUGGAGGACCUGCUUCAUCUACCUGGACGACCGCCAUCAACGCAGCCUUUAACCAGGGUGUGCUUACCAUUGUCGCCGCUGGUAAUGGAGACUCUCUAGGAAACCCCCAACCAGUCUCCAGCACUUCUCCUGCUAACGUACCUAACGCCAUCACUGUUGCAGCACUGGACAUCAAUUGGCGCACUGCUUCCUUCACCAACUAUGGUGCUGGUGUUGACGUUUUUGCCCCUGGUGUUAAUGUUCUGUCCUCAUGGAUUGGAUCUAACACUGCCACCAACACAAUUAGCGGCACUUCAAUGGCUACACCUCACGUUGUCGGUCUGGCUCUCUAUCUUCAAUCCCUUGAAGGUCUCUCCACUCCCACCGCUGUCACUAAUCGGAUCAAAGCUCUGGCUACCACUGGCCGCGUAACCGGCAGCCUUAGAGGUAGCCCUAACUCUAUCAUCUUCAACGGAAACAGCACUUAAACAGGCUAUAAAGUGCAAUACUUAUGACAAGGCAACUUAGCUAUCGCUUGCUUAACCUUAAAAAGGAUGAUCACCAUUAUGGGGUGUGAUCGAUAUAUGGAUUCUACAGCAUUUCUAACUAACUAAAUAUUCUCCUGUAGGCUGCUAAAAGAGAAAGAUACAAUCAAUAAGUACGCUCGAUGUUUCAAUGAAAUUGCGCAAUUCGUUCAAGGAUCGUGAAUAUUGUGGUGCUUUGACUGCCAAUAUAGAUCUCACUACGACAACGAUGGCCGUAAAUCACAAUGAAGGGAAAUUGGUAGAUAAUAAGUACAUGUACAUAUGGAACACGGUAAUUAAACCGCGUAUAUGUAAUACACCGAUAACAAAUGAAUUUUUAAAGGGUAAAAAUAUAAAAAAUGCCUUCGAAUAGAGAGAAUACAACGCACAUGAAG